AUGUUGUGGGUCCACAAAAACCAUCCUUUAACCCUAGCUUUGAAUCUCAGGGUUUUUGGGGAUUUAGGGCUGUUCAAAGAUCUGCUGGGAAUUCUCCAUAAGGAAGAGUUCUAUUGGGAAAAAGAGAGGAGAAAUAAAGUUGAAGAGGUAGUUGCAGCAUGGAGAAGAGCAGCUGACAUUUCAAAGGCUAAAAUUGCAGUUGAGAGGUACCAAAAUGACCAAAGGUAUCAAAACUUGCAUAAUCAAGUAGCGGAUUUGUUUUCAGAGUUCUUGAAAUCAGAUGUCAAAUUUUUGGAAUCAGGUGAGAUUGAAAACAUCAGUUUUGCUGCCAAAUUUUGCCCUUCAAUUGAUUCCAAAUAUGAUAAAGCAACCCUGAUAUGUGAAGUCAUUGCAAAGAGAAUUUUCCCACGCGUAGAUUAUGAAGAAUACAAAGAUAUUUCGGAACCUCAUUAUGCUUACAGGGUUCGUAAUCGAUUGCAGAAACAAGUGCUUGUUCCUCUGCACAAAGUGCUACAGUCAUCAUCAGUGAACAAUGCUGUUGAGAGAAAGAAGUCAUGGUCCCAAAACCUUAAUGCCCUGAAUUGUUUGGAAACUUAUUGGGAAAUCUACAAUUAUAGGUGCUCCAUCAUUGAUAGGGAUUUAAGCCAAAGCAGAUUAGAACUAUUUAAGCUUUACAUGAAGAUUAUGGACAGGUUGGGCAUAAAAAUUGAUGACAGGCUAAAACUUCCUCACCAAGUAAUAGCUUUUUUGAACAAUACACAGGGUAGUGAUGAAAUUGCAGAGCUUCAGUGGCAGAAACUAGUCCAAGGGCUGUCAAACAAAGGGAAGCUCAGGAUUUGUCUUGCUGUGUGUGACAGCUCGUUGAGCAUGAUAGGAACAGACAAGGAAAUGGCGUGCAUUGCAAUGGGAUUAUUGAUUUCAGAACUGAGUGAGAGUCCAUGGAAUGGAGUGGUUUUCUCAUUCACUGAUUUUCCCAAAAUUCACAAGAUUGUAGGAGAAAGUCUUCGAUCGAAGUGCGAGUUCAUGAGGCAGAUGGAGUGUGAUGAGAAAGUGGACUGCUUAGAGAUUUACAACCGAGUGUUGGAGAUUGCCACCACACAAAAGCUAAACCACAUAAAGAUGCCAAAGAGGGUUUUUGUGUUCACCUACAAGGAUUUUGUUGAGGCCUUCAAGUAUGAUUGGCCGGAUGAUUACACAGAAGCAUAUAACAAUUUCAGAAAAAGAGGGUUUGAGUUUAAUGUGCCAGAGCUAGAGUUUUGGAAUUUGAAGGAUUCCAUUGCCAAGCCAGAGGUGAUUUAUAGCCCAGUGAAGGAGAACCAGAAAGUGGGGAUCAUAAUAACAGGGUUCUCUAGCAAUCUACUCACGUUGUUCUUGAAAGGGGAGGCAGAUUCAAGAUCAUAUGCAGCUCAAUUCCAGGCACCUUACGGUAUUGAUUUACAGUCAGUACCAAAACUGCUUCCUAGAGUAGAGGAUGUGUUUGAUAGUGCAAUUUCAAGAGAAGAAUUAGAGAGCCUGGUCUUCUCAGUUCAAGCUGCUGCAAUGGAGAUUCUCUCGGCAGUUGCCAUGACUAAAGAAAUUCAGCCUUGCUUAUCUUUAGUAAUUCACCGUUUGAUGUUGGGAACAAUAAAUACUUGA
Messenger RNA from Rosa chinensis, 1635 nucleotides. RefSeq lists its product as uncharacterized. The coding region runs from base 1 to 1635 and encodes 544 amino acids. The transcript is spliced from 3 exons. The record is from RefSeq and is a predicted model, not a curated record. NCBI's taxonomy places the organism in Eukaryota, Viridiplantae, Streptophyta, Magnoliopsida, Rosales, Rosaceae.